Messenger RNA from Chrysochloris asiatica (Cape golden mole), 1541 nucleotides. It is a transcript of the gene EVA1C, whose product is annotated as eva-1 homolog C (C. elegans). Lineage: Eukaryota; Metazoa; Chordata; Mammalia; Afrosoricida; Chrysochloridae. Gene Ontology annotation, cellular component: extracellular region. The record is from RefSeq and is a predicted model, not a curated record. The transcript is spliced from 8 exons. Gene Ontology annotation, molecular function: carbohydrate binding; heparin binding. The coding region runs from base 5 to 1330 and encodes 441 amino acids.
CAUCAUGCUCCUGCGGGGAAUCGAGCGCCGGUCUCUCGCGCCCCAGACGUCUCAGCAUCCCGGCCUCCGUCGGCAGGUAGAGCCACCCGGGCAGCUCCUGAGACUCUUCUACUGUACUGUCCUGGUCUGCUCUAAAGAGAUCACAGCGCUCACGGACUUUUCCGGUUACCUAACUAAACUCCUGCAAAAUCACACCGCCUAUGCCUGCGAUGGGGACCACUUGAAUCUCCAGUGUCCUCGGCAUUCUACGAUAAGUGUCCAGUCAGCAUUUUAUGGGCAAGAUGACCAAAUGUGUAGCUCCAAGCAGCCUGUAUCUCAGAGGAAAGACAGCCUACCCUGUGUGGCUUCCACCACACUGCAGAAGGUGCUGGAUGAAUGCCAGAACCAGCGGGCCUGCCACCUCCUGGUCAAUAGCCGUGUUUUUGGACCUGACCUUUGCCCAGGAAACAAUAAAUACCUCCUGGUCUCCUUUAAAUGCCAACCUAAUGAAUUAAAAAACAAGACCGUGUGUGAAGACCAGGAGCUGAAAUUGCACUGUCAUGAAUCCAAGUUUCUCAACAUCUAUUCAGCAACAUACGGCAGGAAGACCCAGGAGAAGGACAUCUGUUCCCCAGGCGCAGAACAUCUUUCUCCCUUCGACUGUUUGUCUUAUUCCGCUUUGCAAGUGUUAUCCAGGAAAUGCUAUGGGAAACAGAGAUGCAAAAUAAUUGUCAACAAUCACCAUUUCGGAAGCCCCUGUCUGCCAGGAGUGAAAAAAUACCUCACGGUGACCUACGCAUGUGUUCCCAAAAACAUCCUCACAGUGAUUGAUCCAGCUGUUGCAAAUCUGGAACCUUCUUUGAAGAAGAAAGAUCGUGACUAUGGUACCAAUUUUGACCCAAGUGAAUCGAAGAUUCUGAGGAAAGAUGGAAUCAUUGUUAGCAACUCUCUGGCUGCAUUUGCUCACAUCAGAGCCCAUCCUGAGAGAGCCGCCCUGUUGUUUGUAUCCAGUGUCUGCAUCGGCUUGGUCCUCACACUGUGUGCCCUGGUCAUCAGAGUGUCCUGCACCAAGGACUUAAGGGAGAUAAAGCUGGGGAAGGAGCAUCUGGUGCCAGGGAGUGACAAGGCUGAGGAAGACAGCGAGGAUGGAGAGGAGGAGGAGGGCUCCUCAGACUCAGAUUUUCCAGGGGAGCUGUCGGGGUUUUGUAGGACUUCGUAUCCUGUCUACAGUUCCAUAGAGGCUGCGGAGCUAGCAGAAAGGAUUGAGCCCAGAGAGCAAAUCAUUCAGGAAAUAUGGAUGAACAGUGGUUUGGACAGCUCACUCCCAAGAAACAUGAGCCAGUUCUACUGAAAACCAGGUGCAGCUUGAUGAGUUCAUGUUUUCUGAAGACAGAAGGAUCCAGAAUGUCCCUCCUGUUCUGUUUCACUUGUACCUUCUAUGAAGGAGAAUUUGUCAUGUCAUCUAAGACUGGUGAAGCCAGAAAGAUACUAAAAUGGACAUUUCAAACGUUUACAACACAUUCCAAAAUAAAUUAGGAGGGAAGAAGCCAUCAUUUUCUGUA